UGGACACGACUUUGAGCAACAUGAAAGAGAAAAUCAAUAAUGCACAGUGUGCUCUCCCACUCUUUACAUGUCUCCACGUCAAACCAGAUGUCUCAGAGCUGAUGUUUGCAGACUGGGUGGAAUUCAGUCCGUAUGAGAUUGGUAUGGCAAAGUACGGCACUUUUAUGUCUCCUGAUUUGUUUGGAAGCAAAUUUUUUAUGGGGACAGUGGUGAAGAAGUACACUGAAAAUCCCUUGCAUUUCUUGAUGGGUGUCUGGGGCAGUGCGUUUUCUAUAUUAUUUAACAGAGUGCUUGGUGUCUCCAAUUCUCAAAAUAAAGGUCCCACCAUGGAAGAAGAAUUAGAAAAUAUUAGACUAAAGCACCUGGUAAGCAAUGACAGUUCAGACAGUGAAGAUGAAUCACAGCAUCCAAAAGGCACUGAAAACACCAAGGCAAAUGAAGAAUACCAGAACAGUAGCCAAGAAAGCUGGGUGCAGCGAAUGCUGAUGGCUUUGGUGGGUGACAGUGCCCUUUUCAACACCAGGGAAGGGCGUGCUGGGAAAGUGCACAACUUCAUGCUGGGAUUGAACCUCAACAGCUGUUACCCGCUCUCUCCUCUGGCAGACCUUCUCACUCAGGAGUCCGUGGAGGAUGAUGAACCAGACACAGCCGUUGCAGAUCCUGAUGAGUUUGAGAGGAUAUAUGAGCCACUAGAUGUGAAGAGCAAGAAGAUCCAUAUAGUGGACAGUGGGCUUACGUUUAACCUGCCAUACCCGCUCAUCUUGAGACCUCAAAGAGGCGUUGACCUCAUCAUCUCUUUCGAUUUUUCAGCGAGGCCAAGCGAUUCCAGUCCUCCUUUCAAAGAAAUUUUGCUUGCUGAAAAAUGGGCCAAAAUGAACAAGCUUCCUUUCCCGAAAAUAGACCCAAACGUAUUUGAUCGAGAGGGCAUGAAGGAGUGCUAUGUCUUCAAACCAAAGGAUACCUCUUCGGAGAAAGACUGUCCCACUAUAAUCCAUUUUGUUUUGGCCAACAUCAACUUCCGGAAGUACAAAGCUCCAGGCGUUCCAAGAGAAACACAGGAAGAGAAGGAUUUUGCAGACUUCGACAUUUUCGAUGAUCCGAAUACACCGUUCUCCACCUUCAACUUCCAGUAUCCCAAUGAGGCUUUCAAGAGGCUUCACGAUCUAAUGGAGUUCAACACCCUCAAUAACAUAGAUGUGAUCAAGCAAGCUAUGAUGGAAAGCAUUGAAUACAGAAAAGAGAAUCCAUCCCGCUGCUCCGUGUCUCUCAGCAGCGUUGAAGCAAGGAGGUUCUUUAACAAGAACAAUCUUAACAACAACCACACGUAGAGGAUGCGCCGUAGGUCCCGUUCCCUCAAGAAGCUGGUUCUGUCUUUACAACAGGAGUCAAAAAGACAUUCCCAGAGCGUCACUGCUCCUCAACAGGGCUGUGCGAAAUUCCCGAAAA
Molecule: messenger RNA, 1446 nt
Organism: Tauraco erythrolophus (red-crested turaco)
Lineage: Eukaryota; Metazoa; Chordata; Aves; Musophagiformes; Musophagidae
Source: RefSeq, a predicted model, not a curated record